UCAUGUACCUCACCAGGAGCAAAGCUAAAAAGGCCAUGGGUGUCAUCUUUGUGGCCAUUACCUGUUUUGUCGCCAUUCAAGAAAUCGCAAACCGGCAGAGUCGAGUACGGAAAGACACGCAGGAAUCGCCUCCCCUCGCCCCGGGAAAACAGAGGGAAUCAUUGAUGAGCGAAACGGCCCGUGAGAACCCUUCUGAUGUGAACUUGCUACACGAAACGCCCCUCGAAAGACCUUCUAUCAAGCAGGAAAUCGCCAACCAGCCCCCGAAUGCAUCUUCUCAAAAUAAUCCUCUGUACUCCGACGAAGUGAUCAAUCAACACAUUGUUAAUUUCACCGUGGUCAACGGGGACGCAUGUAAUCGAAAUGCCUCAAGCCAACAUCGGAAGGUGUUCCUUCUGAUUCUGGUGAAGUGCCGACCGGGGGACAGCUUCCCGAGGGAGCAAAUACGGAAAACCUGGGGAGGGUUGAGCGAAGUGGACGGCAAACGGAUUCUGACCAUGUUCCUGAUUGGAAUGACAACCAAUUCUACCCUCAUGGCCAAGGUGGUGGACGAGAACCGGCAACACGGCGAUAUCAUCCAGGGGGAUUUUAUGGACCAUUACUUGAACCUAACCCACAAGACGAUGAUGGGCUGGCGGUGGGCCUCUGAGUUCUGCCCGGGUGCCGAGUACGUGGCCAGCGCGGACGCCGACGUGCUGCUGAACUUACACAACAUCGUCCGGCGGUUGAGCGAGAGACCGCGGGAGAGGUUCGCCGAGGGGAAGGUCCAAGCUGGGGCCAAGCCGUUCCGAGGAAACAGCAAGUGGCACACCAGUAAAGAGACAUACCCGGAGCCGACCUACGCGCCUUAUUUCUCCGGGGUGUGCUACGUGUUGUCCGGAGACGUGGCCGCCAGAGUCUAUAAAGAAUCGGCGCACGUCCGCUUCUUGCCCUGGGACGACGUCUACAUAGGCCUGGUCCUGAAGAGGCUUGGAGUGGUACCCAAAAAUGUCAGAAAGUACCUCAAGUUCAAGGAGAGCUAUCAGGGAAUCGAGGAUGCUCUCUCUAGCGGCCCAGCAGUACUUGUUGGUACUGAGAAGGACCAUGCAUGGACGACGCAUGACCGUCACAACGCCCAACUCGUAAAGAUUUGGAAGAAAGUUACUCAGAAACAGGACGCCACGGAUCGUACAAAGAAAAAGCUUUAGUUGUGAUGUGUAAAUUAGGUUUUCUAUUAAUUUCAUCAUUUGCCCCGUGUGGAUCGGGGUGUAACGAGUCAAAACAUUAGUUGUAAAAUACAGUAAUCAAUAUUAUCGUGAGACGGGUCUCGAGUUUAGUAUA
Patiria miniata (bat star) is the source of this 1320-nucleotide messenger RNA. RefSeq names its product beta-1,3-galactosyltransferase 5-like. Gene Ontology annotation, molecular function: hexosyltransferase activity. The transcript has a single exon. Lineage: Eukaryota; Metazoa; Echinodermata; Asteroidea; Valvatida; Asterinidae. Gene Ontology annotation, cellular component: membrane. Bases 3 to 1187 code for a protein of 394 amino acids. The record is from RefSeq and is a predicted model, not a curated record.